GCCAUGACAGACACGGCCUUCAUCAAUAGAACACUCGGCGCAAUCUACACUGACCUGGGCUAUCUCGUUGAUGUCGGCAUCUUGAGCGAAGAUGACUACAACCUCAUCACGUCCAAGAUACCUAGACGACAUACAGGCGCCUUGCCAGCCAUCACAGCUGCAGCGAGUGCGCAACCUCAAAAUCAUAUACAACCUGAUCGCAAUGAUCGCAGACAAGUCCCAUCAGCACCUUCUCAUGCGCCAACACCUGUUCAGCCAGCGCCAACACCUCAACCACCAAAAUUGCUUGGCAUUGCGCAGUGCGAUGCGCUGUAUGACUACAGCACGGAGGAUGCCGGUGACUUGCCGUUUCGGAAAGGUGAUAAAUUGCUCGUACUAGAAUACUGCAAUGCGGAUUGGUGGCGAGGUCAGCAUGUACCUGGUCCAGCAACAGGCUAUGGAAAACCGGUACCAAAAGGGAUGGGUCGUGUUGGGUUGUUUCCGAGCAAUUAUGUUCAAAAGACUGCUGUUACAGGUGUUCCUGAUCCUCAAGUCCCGCUUCCCCAGACGAUUCCCUAUCAGCAAGCAGUUGCACUCCCAUCACUCGCACCCGAACAGUACAAUCCGCAACGGUACGACGCAGUCUCGUAUGCGCAAGGUGGACCACAGCAGGUGACGGUGGUGCAAGACAAAAAGACUGGGCAAAUGCACAAAGUUGGUGGCAAGCUCGGGAAUGCGGUCAUCUUUGGUGCUGGCGCGACCAUUGGCAGUUCGAUUGUGAAUGCAAUCUUGUAG
Messenger RNA from Protomyces lactucae-debilis, 774 nucleotides. RefSeq names its product SH3 domain-containing protein. Gene Ontology annotation, molecular function: protein binding. Bases 4 to 774 code for a protein of 256 amino acids. The record is from RefSeq and is a predicted model, not a curated record. Gene Ontology annotation, biological process: protein transport to vacuole involved in ubiquitin-dependent protein catabolic process via the multivesicular body sorting pathway. The transcript has a single exon. Lineage: Eukaryota; Fungi; Ascomycota; Taphrinomycetes; Taphrinales; Protomycetaceae. Gene Ontology annotation, cellular component: ESCRT-0 complex.